Molecule: messenger RNA, 1743 nt
Organism: Aspergillus sclerotioniger CBS 115572
Lineage: Eukaryota; Fungi; Ascomycota; Eurotiomycetes; Eurotiales; Aspergillaceae
Product: Zn(II)2Cys6 transcription factor
Exons: 1
Coding region: 1-1743 (580 amino acids)
Biological process (GO): regulation of DNA-templated transcription; DNA-templated transcription
Molecular function (GO): DNA binding; DNA-binding transcription factor activity, RNA polymerase II-specific; zinc ion binding
Source: RefSeq, a predicted model, not a curated record
AUGGACCAAGGAAUUCAAGACCCCUUCGUUUCCGCAAAGAACCCCGGCCCGUCCAAAAACUCGGGCCCGUCCCUGCUCGCCUGUCUUUUAUGUCGACACAAGCACCUUAAGUGUGAUGGGAAGACCCCAGUCUGCGGUCGCUGCGAGACCACGGGGUCAGAAUGUCAAUACACCCCCUCGCGUCGCGGGUACAAGGGCCCCUCGAAGAAGCGCCGCGCCAAUCCGUCAUCCCCCGAGCAAGUGGCCGUAGAUCUGUCGGGCUCGUUCGAUCCCCAGUUCUUCAAUGUCCCUACAGACUGGGCCCUCCCAGGUGGUAUGCCCUAUAAUCUACCGGCAGCCACUCCUUUGCCGCCUUCCCUCCCCUCCUCGUCGGCGCCCUCCGGGAGUCCCGAUCUGACAGACCAUUCUGGCUCCUCGCAGCCGCUCCGCGUCAAUAGCCCCCUCACCCCAGAUUCGCUCUCCUCCAUUACUGGCGAUGGCUAUCUUAUCGACAUCUUCUACACCUAUUUCCAUCCUUCUCACCCGAUCCUGCCUCCACUUCGUAUUCUAUACCGCUCCCAGGCUCCUCCUCCGUUCCUGGAGCAUGUCAUCAAAUUUAUCGGGACCCACUUUACCCCGGCCGCCUCCAGCGACGUAUACCGGCCAUCGGUGAUGUCGUCUGUUAUGGCACAAGAAGGAACCAUCGAGAAACUGCAGGCGCUCGUGCUCCUGGCUAUUGUCCUCCAUUCCCGGAACGAGCGGGCCGAAGCGGGUGAAUGCGUCACGACGGCGGUGAAUCUGGCCUUCGAAUUGGGAUUGCACACUCAGGGGUUUGCGCGUAUGAUGAGUGACGGUGACCCGGUGCGUGAAGAAAGUUUGAGGCGUACCUGGUGGGAGCUGUUCAUCAUUGAGGGCAUGUUGACCGCACUGGGUGUCCAGGGGGCCUUCCGUUGCAAUUCAGUGCCGCUCGAGGUCCCGUUGCCGUGCGAAGAGCGCAUCUAUCAGGAUGCGCUGCCACCCCCGCCCCCGCCAACCAUUGCGCAGUUCGAUGAGCGUGUCUUCGCAGAUGAGGAGCGAGACUUCUCCUCUUUCACCUACCGUAUUGAGGCGGUCCGGAUCCUUGGACGGGUAGUGGCCACCCAAGACAUGAUUGAGGGCCAGCAGGACCAGGUUGAGGCCAUUGACGCCCGGAUCACCAGUUGGUUCCACCACCUCCCCGAAUCCAAGGCGGAACUGCUGCGUCCGGACGGGUCUGUGGACGAAAUGAUGUUCCAGGCGAACAUGAUCGUGAAUGGCUCUGCCAUUUAUCUUCAUUUCCCGCGGUCCGACCUGCUGUCGUCGCCAACCGUGGCGGCGGAAGUCAUUUGCGGCCACCACGGGCCGCUGAGCAUCCCGGCCUUCUCGCAUCAUGCCCAUGCAAUGAAGGCGGUGAAAGCAGCCAGCGAGAUCUCCUCGCUGGCGUCUAUUCGCAUGCCGGUCGUAAAGCACACGCCCUUCUUCAUCUGUGCGCUGGUUCUCAGCUCCAUGGUGCAAUUGGCGGCGUGCUCCGUCAAGGCCGGGCAGAUGCCGGACCCGAGUCGUGAUCGACUGACACUUACUAUCGGCGUUUUUAAGACUCUGGCUCGAACUUGGGCCAUCUCGCAGUCCAUUAUGCGACAGAUCAAGGCGGUCGCGCGCGAUGUAAUGGACCUUGGUCUUCGGCCUACUGUGGGCGAGAUUGAUCUGACGACCGUUCUCGACAGCAGCCGAUUCUGGCUGCCCUAG